This is a messenger RNA of Cajanus cajan (pigeon pea), 1062 nucleotides long. RefSeq names its product (+)-borneol dehydrogenase 2. NCBI's taxonomy places the organism in Eukaryota, Viridiplantae, Streptophyta, Magnoliopsida, Fabales, Fabaceae. The record is from RefSeq and is a predicted model, not a curated record. Gene Ontology annotation, cellular component: cytosol. Gene Ontology annotation, biological process: abscisic acid biosynthetic process. Gene Ontology annotation, molecular function: xanthoxin dehydrogenase (NAD+) activity.
AUCUUUUGAAAUGGUAUAUUAUUAUUACAUAUAACAAAAUUCUAUUUAAGCCUAAAAUUAUAGGACGAGAAAGACAGAAAGUACACAGAGCCAUGUCCACUACCAGUCCUGUUCUGGCUUCCACUCCAACGCCUAGGUUAUUAGGCAAAGUGGCAUUGGUUACAGGUGGAGCCACUGGAAUUGGAGAAAGCAUAGUGCGCCUCUUCCAUAUCCAUGGAGCCAAAGUUUGCAUAGCUGAUGUGCAAGACAACCUUGGAAAGCAGGUCUGUGAAUCCCUUGGCGAUGAAGCAAAUGUUGUUUUUCUCCACUGUGAUGUUACACUGGAGGAUGAUGUUUCCAAUGCAGUGGACUUCACCGUGGGAAAAUUUGGCACCCUUGACAUCAUAGUGAACAAUGCUGGUGUUUCUGGAUCACCUUGUCUUGAUAUCCGCAAUGCAGACUUAUCAGAAUUCGACAAGGUGUUCAGCAUAAACGUGAAGGGCGUGUUCCACGGCAUGAAACACGCCGCGCGAAUUAUGAUCCCAAAGAAGAAUGGCUCCAUCAUUUCUAUAGGCAGUGUUUCAAGUGCACAAGGUGGCAUGGGACCACAUGCAUACACAGGGUCCAAGCAUGCUGUUCUGGGGCUCACAAAGAAUGUUGCAGCUGAAUUGGGGAUGCAUGGCAUAAGAGUGAACUGUGUUUCACCUUAUUGUGUCCUAACAAGUUUGCCUUUGGCCCAUUUGCCUGAGAGUGAGAGAACUGAGGAUGUUGUGGCCAGUGUGCGUGAUUUUACUGGGAGAAAGGCUAACUUGCAGGGGGUGGAAUUAACCACUCAUGAUGUGGCUAAUGCUGUGCUUUUCCUUGCCAGUGAUGAUGCAAGGUAUAUCAGUGGAGAGAAUCUGAUGAUUGAUGGAGGCUUCACCAGCAUAAAUCACUCACUCCAAGUUUUUAGAAGUUAAUGGUAUUUCGUUGUUUGUUAAUUUACUGAGUUUGAGACAUUGCAUCAUGAUUCUAUACAAAAUAAUGUGGAAAUGGUCCUCUAAAAUGGGCUUGUUUUAUCCUUAAAUUUAAUAUGUUUUUGUC